Molecule: messenger RNA, 2726 nt
Organism: Rhopalosiphum maidis (corn leaf aphid)
Lineage: Eukaryota; Metazoa; Arthropoda; Insecta; Hemiptera; Aphididae
Gene: Etl1
Product: SWI/SNF-related matrix-associated actin-dependent regulator of chromatin subfamily A containing DEAD/H box 1 homolog
Exons: 17
Coding region: 210-2726 (838 amino acids)
Cellular component (GO): nucleus
Molecular function (GO): chromatin binding; DNA binding; ATP-dependent chromatin remodeler activity
Source: RefSeq, a predicted model, not a curated record
UUCGCCGUUGUUCUUGUGCAGUACUGCUGCAGUUGUGCAUCGUUGUAUCUGUGACCGUUUGCGUGUGAUUUGCUCAACGACACUAUCUAAUCGAAGUUUGAAUUUCGAACUGCCCGCAAACGACACGUCCGAAUACAACUGAUAGAUCUCGGUUUCUGGUAGACUGUUAGUCGUCUGCGGUUAUUGACGUACACUACUGAACACUUAAGAUGAGCUCCCCAGUAGACAGGGAUAGUGACAGCCCCAGUCCAAAUGCUCUUGGUGACUUGCGUUCGUUUAGAUUCUCCAAGAAGCCCAGCUUCAGUCAUGAAGCUGUCGCGUCUGGAUCAUCACUGGUCAUCGAAGAGAGCCCAGUAUUCGUCAGACAGAGAAAGCUUCAAACAAUUAUUCUUUCAUCUGAUGAAGAAGAUAAAGAUAACACUGGAGCUUUCUUGAAUGGAGAUGGAUCUCAUCUCAUCGAAGAACUUGAAUAUGAAGAUACUGCCGGAGCUCAUGAUGUAUCUAGUGAUGACAGUAAUCAUGUACCAAAUAAUAUCAAUGGUUCAAUCAAAUCUUUUGAUAAUUUUGGUCAAAGUACAAGUAAUAGAGUAUCCAUGAAUAAAAUCAAACCUAAUGCUACUUCACCACCACCUGUUGCAAUGCCUGCUAGAAAACGUUUACAACCACAAACCAAAAAAAGAAAACGUAUAAAAACUUCUGAUGGUGACAGUGAUUCUGAUGCUGAAAUUGAUGAUGAAUAUACAGAUGAAAAGAAUUUUGUAAAAGAUAGUACCUCGGAAAUGCGACAAAAAGCUUUGGAGUUGUUAAACACAUCCACUGAAAUAGAAUUGAGAGCAGUGAAAGGAAUGACCAUUAAAAAAUUUGAUGCUAUUGUUGCUCUUCGACCAUUUUCAACUUGGUAUGAUGCUACAUGUAAAGCGAAAAAUUCUCGCUUAAUUGGUGAGCAGACUUUACAAAAUGUGAUGCAUAUGGUCUCUUGCCAAGAAAUUGUUGCUCAGUUAAUGAAGAAAUGUGAGAUAUUAGCAUUGAAAAAUGGACAUUCUAUUACUACCACUAACAUGCUUAUAAAAUCGCAACCAGACAGUUUAAAUAAAGAGUUACAGCUUGCUGGAUAUCAGAUGAUAGGACUCAACUGGCUCAUGUUGAUGAAUUCACAAAAGCUCAAUAUGAUGUUAGCUGAUGAAAUGGGCUUAGGAAAGACUGUGCAAGUAAUUGCAUUCUUAGCCUAUCUCAAAGAGUCUGGUCGCACACAUCCUGAUAUGCCCCAGUUGAUUGUUGUACCUGCUUCAACAUUAGACAACUGGUACCAAGAAUUUAAAAGGUGGUGUCCUACAAUGGCUGUUGAAAAAUAUCAUGGAUCAAUGGAUGAAAGAAGAUACUUACGAACAAAAUGGAUUAGAAAUGGAUUUGGUGAUGUUGAUGUGGUAUUGACUACUUAUAGUUGUGCUGCGAAUUCACCAGAGGAAAAAAAGUUUUUUAAAACCAAAGAAUUCCAUUACAUUGUAUACGAUGAAGCACAUAAGUUAAAGAAUAUGACAUCACAAACUUUUGAAGUUUUCUCUAGUUUCAAUGGAAACUAUAAGAUAUUAUUAACUGGUACACCACUACAAAAUAAUUUAUUAGAGUUAAUGUCAUUGUUAAUAUUUCUUAUGCCAACAUUAUUCCGAGGCAAAGUAGAUAAUAUAAAAUUUUUAUUUUCUAAAGGAACUAAAGGUACUGGUUCAAAAUAUGAAAUGCAUCGUAUUGAACAAGCAAAACGAAUUAUCGAACCAUUCAUGUUGAGACGUUUGAAAGCAGAUGUAUUGAAAUCUCUGCCUGUAAAAACUUUGGUUAUUAAUAAUGUUGUCAUGACUGAACAUCAAAAGACUCGCUACAACACGUUGGUUGAUGAGAUUAAAGAAGCAUCUAUAGGCAAAGAGGUAACAGAUAACAGUCAUAUGAUGUGGUUAAUGAUGUUAAGAAAGUUGACAAAUCAUCCACUUUUAUUAAGAUAUCAUUUUGAGGAUGACAAAUUAUAUAAAAUGGCCAAGUUAUUGGCUUUAGACCCAACGUAUAAACAAAAAAAUGAACAAUACAUUGCAGAGGAUUUAUCAUUUAUGUCUGAUUUUGAUUUACACAAAAUGUGUACCGAACAUAGGUGUCUGAACAAAUUAGGAUAUGACCUUCCAAUUCAAGUGUUUUUAGAUUCGGGAAAAUUCCAAUUAUUAAAUCAAAUUUUGCCCGAUCUCAAAGACAGGGGCCACCGUGUACUCAUAUUCAGUCAGUUCCUACAAAUUUUAGAUUUAUUAGAAAUAUACAUGUCACAUUGUGGCCAUUCUUACCUAAGGCUGGAUGGUUCUACCCAAGUUCAAGAAAGACAGCUAAUGAUUGACUUAUAUAACAUGGAUGAAAGCUUAUUUGCAUUUUUAUUGUCGACUAAAGCUGGUGGACUAGGAAUUAACUUGACAGCUGCCGACACUGUCAUCAUACAUGAUAUUGAUUACAAUCCAUAUAAUGAUAAACAAGCAGAAGAUCGGUGCCACAGAGUAGGACAGACUAAGCCUGUCAAAGUGAUCAAAUUUAUUAGCAAAGAUUCCGUUGAAGAAUCAAUGUUUAAAGUAGCACAAGAUAAAUUAAAUCUUGAACAACAAGUAACAGGAGGAGGAAAUGAUGAUGAAGAGCCUGAUAAGAAAACUAUGGCUCAAUUAUUAAAACAAUCUUUGGGAAUUGAAGAUAUAUCAUCAUGA